Messenger RNA from Helianthus annuus (common sunflower), 1440 nucleotides. Its product is annotated as protein STRICTOSIDINE SYNTHASE-LIKE 5. Bases 166 to 1326 code for a protein of 386 amino acids. The transcript has 4 exons. Lineage: Eukaryota; Viridiplantae; Streptophyta; Magnoliopsida; Asterales; Asteraceae. The record is from RefSeq and is a predicted model, not a curated record. Gene Ontology annotation, biological process: biosynthetic process. Gene Ontology annotation, molecular function: strictosidine synthase activity.
AUUAAAAAAAGUCUUAAGAUCUUGGCAUAUAGUGGAAUGAAGAUGCAAAGUCAAAAAAGAUAUUGGCAUAUAGUGGAAUGAAGAUGCAAAGUCAAAAAUGAGUCAUAAUUACUAGACAUUAUAAAAUAGCAUAUCAUUGUCACCUAAACCAAACCCGAUUUUUCUAUGGCUAACUUAGCCAAGCUUUCUAUGACCAACACAACCAAAAAGAGCACCAACUCAUGGGGUAUCAGUCUCAUGUUUUUCGCGUUGGCUGUUAUUGCGAUAGGAGUGCUUGUUAUCCAGCUUGAUACAUUUGAGACCAUGGCAUACCCGAUGCACAAGUUUGGAAAACCAGUUGUUGUACCCGCUAGGAAAAAUGCAGCAAGUCUUCCUGGUUUGGAGAAGAUAGGGACGGGUCAGUUGAUUGGAGCCGAAGACAUCGCGUAUGAACCAAGAACUGGUUUGGUGUACACUGGCUGUGGAGAUGGAUGGAUCAAGCGAGUCACGUUGAAGGACUCCAUGGUUGAUACGGCCAUAGAAAGUUGGGUUAACACGGGUGGUCGGCCUCUUGGUAUCGCAGUUGCAGAUUCGGGUGAUGUGUUUGUUGCUGAUGCUUUUAAGGGACUGAUAAAAGUAAAUAUAGAAGGUGAGAUAGAGGUAUUGACCGUUGAGGCCGAGGGGGUGAAGUUAGGGUUUCCCGAUGGUGUUGUUGUGGCAAAAAAUGGUAUGGUGUAUUUCACUGACGGAUCAUAUAAGUAUGGCUACCAUGAAGCAAUGUCAUGUUUUCUUGAUGGUAGACCUCAUGGUAGAUUAUUGAGCUAUAAUCUUUUAACAAAACAAACACAAGUACUUGCAAGAGACCUUUACUUUGCAAAUGGAGUUGAACUUUCGCCAAACCAAGACUUUGUUAUCUUCUGUGAGAGCUUCAUGAUGAGGUGUUCUAGAUACUAUUUACAUGGCGAAAGGAAGGGGUUUAUCAAUGUUUUUAUAGAUGGUUUACCUGGUUUUCCAGACAACCUAAAAUAUGAUGGAGAGGGUCAUUACUGGUUGGCAAUUGCUUGGGACAAUUCAUUUUUAACACAAGUUACAAUGACAUAUCCUUUUGUGCGCAAGAUUAUUGCAUUUGGGCUUAAAUACCUGCAAAAAAUUCCCACUCUCAUGAAAUUUGGUGGAGUCAUAGAGUUGAAUUUGGAUGGAAAACCAAUUGGGGGCUACUUCGAUGACACAUGGAGAGUCACGACAUCGGGAUUCAAGAUUGGGGAACACUUGUACCUAGGUUCCCUAGAAAGAACGUACUUUUUGCGCCUUAAUCUUACUCAAAACCCUCCUACCAGUGGAACCUAAUAAAGCAUUUUUUUUUUUACGUUCAAUUUUCUUUGUUAAUUAAAUUAUAUUUUUCUUCAACAUAACAAUAUGAAUUUUUUUAGUUGUGAAAGAGAGAAUAUAAUUAUGAACGGA